AUGCUUUAUGGUCUUCGCUCCUCGAGACUUCUGUACAACCCAUGUCGACGAACUCCCAGUGGCCUUGCACCCCGGCGCAGCCUCCUUACCCUUGCGAUUGAGUCCUCUUGCGACGACACCUGCGUCGCCAUCCUUUCAAAAUGUACAACAACAAAUAGGCCGCGCCGGGUGAAGGCACAGCUGCUCUACAAUAAAAAGAUCACCGCCAAAAACACCGGGAAAGGAGGCAUCCUCCCCACCGAGGCACUAGAGAGUCACCAAUCGAACCUCUCGAAAUUGCUGGAGGAUGCGGUCCUGUCUUUACCGACCGCCAACGAUGCACUCCCCGAUGCAAAGAGAACAUGGCUUCGAGAUGGCACGCCGAAGCAAAAACCAGACUUCAUCUCGGUAACGAGGGGUCCCGGAAUGUCAGCGAACCUUGGGGUUGGGUUGGCUACGGCCAAAGGCAUCGCGACAGCAUGGCAGAUACCAAUGGUCGGUGUUCACCACAUGCAAGCCCACGCUUUGACACCAAGGCUUGUUCAUGCAAUGUCUGGAGAAGACCCUCUCAAACAGACUUCUCCAACACCAACGUUUCCGUUCCUGACAUUGUUGGUCAGUGGUGGGCACACAAUGCUGCUCUAUUCAAAGGGCCUGGUCGACCACAAGAUCUUGGCUACAACUACCGACACAGCCGUGGGUGACGAGCUGGACAAGUGUGGACGCCUCAUCCUUCCUCAAGAGCUGCAGCAGAGCACUCCGGAUACUGCCUUUGGGAAAUAUCUUUCAAGAUACGCCUUCAAGGACCCGGAAGAAUUCAAGUCCUGGCGCGUGCCGCAAACACGCGUCGAAGAGCUCAAUAAGCCAUCGAAUAAGUUUGGAUGGAGCCUUACGACCCCGAUGUCCCAGAACAGGGAUUUGGCCUUUAGUUUCUCAGGCAUUGCGAGCCAGGUCAAGAGGCGUGCCCUCGCAAGUGGAGCCGAGACUGGCCAUUUGACGGAGGAAGAGAGGGUUUUAUUGGCCAGGUCUGCCCUGGGCACAGCCUUUGAACAUCUGGGAUCGCGAACCAUCAUUGCAUUGGAGAAGCUCCGUGCAGAAGGUGUUGAGAUUCCCACUUUGGUGGUGAGCGGAGGCGUGGCGGCGAACGACUUCUUACGCUACUAUCUACGAAGACUUUUGGAUUUGCGUUCUUUCGAGCGGAUGGCCCUGGUCUUUCCACCUGUCGAUCUCUGCACGGACAAUGCGGCGAUGAUUGGAUGGGCGGGCAUUGAGAUGUUCGAGGCUGGCUAUACAACUGAUACGAGCUGCGCACCCGUGAAGAAAUGGACAAUGGACAGCCAAGGGCCUGACGGGGGAAUUUUGGGGAUUGGAGGCUGGGUGACAAGCUAG
This is a messenger RNA of Fonsecaea nubica, 1368 nucleotides long. RefSeq lists its product as hypothetical. Lineage: Eukaryota; Fungi; Ascomycota; Eurotiomycetes; Chaetothyriales; Herpotrichiellaceae. The transcript has a single exon. Gene Ontology annotation, biological process: mitochondrial tRNA threonylcarbamoyladenosine modification. The record is from RefSeq and is a predicted model, not a curated record. The coding region runs from base 1 to 1368 and encodes 455 amino acids. Gene Ontology annotation, cellular component: mitochondrion.